Messenger RNA from Syngnathus typhle (broad-nosed pipefish), 5445 nucleotides. It is a transcript of the gene anks1b, whose product is annotated as ankyrin repeat and sterile alpha motif domain containing 1B. Gene Ontology annotation, molecular function: protein binding. Bases 693 to 4670 code for a protein of 1325 amino acids. NCBI's taxonomy places the organism in Eukaryota, Metazoa, Chordata, Actinopteri, Syngnathiformes, Syngnathidae. Gene Ontology annotation, cellular component: cytosol. The transcript has 30 exons. The record is from RefSeq and is a predicted model, not a curated record.
CAUUUUAUUUUGAAGACUCGAACAAAGGUAUUGCAUUCCCGCCCUCUUCUUCGACUGCUCGGCAGCUUCAUCGUGAGGGCCAGGAAGUAAACCAUCGUGCUUUUAAAAUAAAACAAAUCCGAAUUUAUAAGUACGAAGAUGCUUUACUGAAGAAAAUGUCAUUGGCGUUAUUUAACUCAAUUAUACAAGUGAAUUCCAGCGAAGCAUCGUCUGUAAAACGCUUCAAGUGAGUCUGAGAUACAACAUGACCAAAUAAUCGAUAAAAAAUUAAGGGGCACCGGCCAGUGCGGAAGGUUCAGCCGAGAGCGGUGGAAGGAAGACCGGCUAGGGAAGCCUCUUCCCGUGGUGGGCGUGCACGCUUUCACCUCCAGCUUGUCAUCAGCUGGAUCGGAGCGGGACCAGAGUGGAGGCUCGCUCGGGGUAAGCCAAAGGUCUUCACGGCGGGUUCCCCGGAGGAGGUACCGGAGCUCGAAGCCUGAAUGAACGGGGAGUACCUGAACACGGUGGUGUGUGCGUGCGGGGUGGAGGUGGUGGUGGUGGUGGUGGUGGCGGCGGGGGAAGCUCUCUGCAGCAUCCGAGCGGGAGCACCGGCAGCAUGCCCCCGCGGUGAAACGAGCGUGCACGGAGCUUGAAUUGAUGGAAGAUUGCGGUCGUCGCUGGCCCGACAUCGUCGUGCACCACUCGUGUCCGGGAUGGGGAAGGAGCAGGAGCUGCUGGAGGCCGCCCGCACCGGGAACGUGGCCGUGGUGGAGAAGCUGCUGAGCGGCAAGAGGGGCUUGCUGGGCUCCGGCUCCGGUUCCAUUCCGCUGCCCAACCUGCUGAGCAUCUGGAAGGGCCUCAACGUCAACUGCACGGACAGCUCGGGAUACACGCCGCUGCAUCACGCCGCGCUCAACGGACACAGGGAGGUGGUGCUGAAGCUGCUCCGCUUCGAGGCCUCGGCCAACGUGGCCGACAGCAAGGGCUGCGUCCCCCUGCACUUGGCCGCCUGGCGGGGUGACGUGGACAUUGUGCGCAUCCUCAUCCGACACGGGCUUUCGCCCUGCCAAGUCAACCAGCAGAACCACGAGCGGGAGACGGCGCUUCACUGCGCGGCGCAGUACGGCCACUCGGAGGUGGUGUCGGUGCUGCUCCAGGAGCUGACGGACCCCACCAUGAGGAACAGCCGGCAGGAGACCCCCUUGGAUCUGGCGGCGCUCUAUGGACGCCUACAGGUGGUGUGCAUGCUGGUGAGCGCUCACCCCAACCUGAUGGUGGUGCGCGGGCGGCACCACACGCCGCUCCACCUGGCCGCGCGUAACGGACACCGCAGCACGGCGCAAACGCUGCUCGAGGCCGGGAUGGACGUCAACUGCGUGACGGAGAACGGCAGCGCCCUCCACGAGGCCGCCCUCUUCGGCAAGACGGACGUCGUUCGCCUUCUGCUCGACUCAGGGAUCGACACAAAUCUGAGAGACUGCCAGGGAAGAACAGCGUUGGACAUCCUCAAAGAACACCCUGCGGUGAAAUCUCAGCAGAUCACCGCUCUUAUCCAGGAAUAUGUGACGGAGGAGACGGAGCGCCAUAGCAUGGAGGAGGAGCCCGUCCGUAGCAUGGAGGAGGAGCCCGUCCGCAAGUGUCCCGUCCCGGCGCCGCGAACCUCCAUCUCCUCGCCCUCGGCCUCGCCCUCCCUCGGGCACAAGAACGAUGCGGUGACCAGCGAACUGUCCAAGCUGCUACACGAGAUCAAAAAGUGUCGCGACUACUCUUUCGAGGAGCUGUGCCACACCAUCUCCUCGCACUCCAUGGACAGCUUCGGCAGCGGGCGUCUGUCGGACGAAGAGCGAGCAGACGCGCCUGACUGCACCCUGACCCGCGCCGGCCAGCAUCCGAGCCUGCCCCCCGCCGCGACCCCCGAGGACGACGACGAGCGGGACGAGAGGAGUUGCGGCCCCGCCGGAUUCUGGGAGGCUUUGACCCCCUGCAACGGCUGCCACAACCUGGGCUUCUCCAACCUGUCGCAGGAUCACAAACGUUCGGGAGAGUCGCCGGCCUCGCCGUCGCUGGACGUGUUCCCGCCCGAGGACGAGGACAAUCCCUACGAGUUGGUGACCACCGCCGUCACGCGCAAGCCCUGCUCGCUGGACGUGGGCCAGCGUUCCGACGCCCCGCCCCGUAACGGUCACUUGUCCCAUGGAGCCAGCCAGAGGGGGGGCGGUGACCAUGGCAACCACUCCACGGGCCCCACUCCAGACUGUUCGCCCCCCUCCCCUGACACAGCCCUGAAGAACAUCGAAAGAGUCAUCCGCCCACAGCCCAAACAGCGCACGUCGUUGUCGUCCUCCCUGGACGUCCAGCGGCCCGUCAACCACAGCUGCGAGCCCAGUGAGGUCAGUUCGUCCCUGGGCUACGCCAGCUUCAGCACCAGCCCCCCGGCCAGCCCCCCGCUCAGCCCCAGCCAGGACCGGGACUCCAACGACGGGUCCAACGACGAGCGUACGCCGGCAGACGACGGGCCUUAUCAUCGCGACCCGCCGCUAGAAGAUCGGCGGAAGAGUCGCAUCCCGGAGGAGUUCGCCGGCCUCCUCCACGGGUCCUCCCCGGCCUGCGAGACCCCGGAGACGCCGUACCACCUCUACAGCCCCAAACCUCGUAAGCACGCUUCGACGAGCCUGCAGCCGCCCGACGCGAAGGACGCAUCGGCGACUCAGAAGCCCCAGGUGGUCUAUCGGACCGUAUUCCACACGAGAGUCAACCAGGACCUGGAGCGAGGAGUUGACUCGCAACGCGGGACCAACGGCAAGGUCGCCGAGUGCGACGGAGGGAGCGUGCCCAAAGGCCCUGGCUACGAGGAGAGGGCCUGCACUCUGGGCAGGAUGAGGUCCAUGCCCCGGCCCGUGCUGGACCUGCAGCUCUCCAAGUCCCUAUCCAAGUCCGACUCAAACCUAGUCGCCGUGUCGCCCAUACAGGAGGAAAACAUUUGGGAGUCUGCAUCACGGGGCCAAGACUUAGGGAGUUCGGGUGCAGGUGGCGACGGAACCACUCCGGCAGGAAAACUGGAAAGAACACCCUCGUUUACUGCCGAGUGGGAGGAGAUCGACAAGAUUAUGAGCUCCAUCGGGGCCGGAAUCGGCAGCGGGCUGGAUGUGAAAGACCGCGACUCAGGUCCACGAUGCCCGCUGCAGUCGGUGGGCCAGUGGCUGGACUCCAUCGGCCUGGUCCAGUACGAGAACCACCUGCUGGCCAACGGCUUCGACAACGUGCAGUUCAUGGGCAGCAACGUGGUGGAGGACCAGGACCUGCUGGAAAUCGGCAUCCUCAACUCGGCCCACAGACAGCGCCUCCUGCAGGCCAUUCGGCUCCUACCCAGGGUGAGACCAAUCGGAUACGAUGGCAACAACCCGACGUCGGUGGCCGAGUGGCUGGAGUCGCUGGAGCUGGGCGACUACACCAAGUCCUUCUUGGUCAACGGCUACACGUCCAUGGAGCUGGUCAAGAAGAUCUGGGAGAUCGAGCUCAUCAACGUUUUGAAGAUUAGUCUGAUCGGGCACCGCAAACGAAUCUUGGCCUCGUUGGGGGACCGGCUCCACGAGGACACGCCCCAGAAGCCCCCGCGGGCCGUCUCCCUCCGGGAGCCCGGCGGCAACCACACUCCCCCCCAGCUCAGCCCGGCGGUGGGCCCAGCGGCGUACGCGGCGGCAGGGGUCCCGGGCGGCUCCUUGGACGUGCAGCACCUCAUCAUGCAGGCGGACGCGCGGCGGCGCCAGCGCAGCAACGACAACUACUUCGACGACGUGCCGAGAUCCAAACUGGAGCGGCAGAUGGCCCAAGUCAGCAUGGCGGGCGAGUGGUGCGAGCCCAUCACGUUGCGGCCGCCAAACGAGGCCACCUCGUCCACGCCCGUUCAGUACUGGCAGCACCACCCCGAGAAGCUCAUCUUCCAGUCGUGCGACUACGAAGCUUACUACCUGGGCUCCAUGCUGGUGAAGGAGCUGAGGGGCACCGAGUCGACGCACGACGCCUGCGCCAAGAUGAGGAAGUCGACGGAGCAGAUGAAGAAGGUGCCCACCAUCAUCCUCUCCGUGUCCUACAAGGGAGUCAAGUUCAUCGACGCCACCAAUAAGAACGUCAUCGCCGAGCACGAGAUCCGCAACAUCUCGUGCGCCGCUCAGGAUCCCGAGGACCUGUCCACCUUCGCCUACAUCACCAAAGACCUCAAGUCCAGCCACCACUACUGCCACGUCUUCACCGCCUUCGAUGUGAACCUGGCCUACGAGAUCAUCCUGACGCUGGGGCAGGCCUUCGAGGUGGCCUACCAGCUGGCGCUGCAGGCGCGCAAGAGCGGCCACGGCUCGUCCACGCUGCCCGAGAGCUUCGACAGCAAGCCCGGCAAGCCCGUGCCCAAGCCGCGCGGCCUCAACAUCCGCAAAUCCGUCAUCAUGUCGCCCUCGGGCCGCUGGUCACUGGGCCACAUUUACACCCCCCACCGGCCUCCUCUCCACCCUCCUCCUCUUCCUCCCUCCCGAUUCUUCCAUCUCGCUCAGUCGCAGAUGGAGCAGGCGUCCAUGGAGCAGAAGGGCCACGCCAACGUGCCGUGGAUAGUGGAGCCGGCUCAGGAGGCCAAGAGAGGAGUCAACACCAAGGCAGUGGCGGACGCUCAUGUCUUUUACUGUGGAAAUCAAAGAAUGUAGCCAGCCAUAAACACACGGACCUUGUCAGGCGUAACACGCACGCUCUUUACAAAGGACUACAAAUAUGGACUCCCUCGCAAAACCCCCACCCCGCCCCCUCUCUGUUCCGCGUUUAAGCUUGACUGCUAUGUCCGGACCAGCGCGCGCGCACACACACAAAACGGGGGACUGAAUGAUGUGCUCCAACAUUUUUUUUUUUUUUUUUUUGAGGGGAAGGUUACCAUGGAGAUGGACUUAUGGGCAUGUGUAUUUUUUUAUUUUUUAUUAUUAUCAUAAUUUGGACUAAUUCUUCUGCUAUGAUGUUUAAUACAGUAUGAGAGAAUUAAAAGACCACUCUAAUGAUUUUGUGCAAUUCUUAUCAUGUCACAUUAUUUUUCUACGCGUUUGAGAUUGCUGGCCGCCCCCCUCCUCCUUUAAAAAACAAAUACACAAAAGGAAGCGUGAAUGUGCAGACCUCCGUCCCACCUCUCCGGACUUUGUUCUACUACUGUACGUAUAAGAUCCAAGGCUCUGAAAUGUACAUAAAUAUUUUGCCAACUCAUUGUUGAUAGCUGUAAUGUAAAAGAUGGACCGAGCGUUUGUGGCAAUGGAAACAAAAGCUAAACAAAGACAAAAAGGAAGACACGUGCUAGAUGAUUCUAUAGGUAAUGUAUUUGGAGUGACAUUCAUGUAUAUAGGCUUGGAGCUUCCAGCACGCUGAUUUUUGUAAUUUUAUGCCAUUAUUUAUAACCCUGUAAAGCACACAUGGAAUAAAAUAUGACCUGUACAACCAUGA